AUAAAGAAUUUCCAGGGGCUAAUAAGACAACAACAAACAUUUGAGGGAUUGUUGACAGCUUGGAACAAGGCCAGAUGAACAACUGUAGCAAGUGCUCCAUUUCACACAAAGAUGUUUCCACAUGUCAAAGUUUCUUGCGGUGCCACUUGGCCCAUCUAAAGAAGCAGAUGGCCCAACAGAGGGCAGAAUAUGAAGCUAUUGUUUUAAGCCUGGAGCAACAGAAUAAAGAAAGGGACAUAGAAGUUAAGGAUCUACAUUCAAAAUUGGAUCAGCAACGGCAGUGGCAUCAUUUAGUAGAAACUAAAAUAUGCAAUGCAGAGAGGGCACGCAAGGAUGCAGAGAGGAAAAAUGAAACUCUUCAGAGAGAAAUGGAAGAGUUUUUUUGCACUUUUGGAAAACUAACAAGCGAAGAAAAGUUGCCGGAGCAAAUUCAUCAAAGUUUUUAGAUGCUAUCUGAUCCUAAUUUCAUCUGACGAGGAAAAAAAUACUAUACAUGAACUCAUGCUCCAAGUACUUAAAAGGUAAAAAUACAAAUGAAGUUCCUCUCUGUUGUAUUUUUUAAAAUAUUAAAUGUCUAGUAAGGUUUUGUUGGAAGAGAAUUACAUUUUUAAAACGGUCUGGAAUGAUUUAAGUACUGGAAGAAUAAUCUAGAGUAUGCGUUUAUUAAGAAUAGAAAAAAGAAUUUCUAUAGCAAGCCCCAUUCUUGCAUCCACUGCAAGAUAAAAAAUGAAAGACUAAGAGUUGCUUUGAAUUGGGGAAUCCAGUUUGGGAUCCUGCAAUGAAUUCAAACAUCUCUCAAGAUUCUAAUGUGUUGUUAAAAUUA
Molecule: messenger RNA, 823 nt
Organism: Pseudonaja textilis
Lineage: Eukaryota; Metazoa; Chordata; Lepidosauria; Squamata; Elapidae
Source: RefSeq, a predicted model, not a curated record